AUUCUUCUUCGUUUCAUAUAUCUGUCGGGACUGUUUAGGAGCCGAGUCCUGCUUCCUCGUCCCCAUCUUCGUUCUCCACUCAAAGCAUACUUGCUUUUCCCUUCACUCCGUUUGACCCUCCUUUCGCAGUCAUCGGACGACUUCCUCUUCUCCAUCCCUUUAGGGUGUUCUACCGCAUUGGACGAACUUCCUCCGAAAUGGCGACCGAGCAUGCGGAGCAUGGAUCGAGAGGAGCCACAGGCAUCAUCGUAGCAGUUGUCUCAACCUCUAUCGCCUUCGUCGUACUAGCUUUGAGGAUGUUCACGAGAGGACUGAUUGUAAAAACUGUUGGAGCCGAGGAUUAUGUUGUGCUUACUGCCUUUGCGCUAUCCGUUGCACUCACGGCUCUCAUCUGCGUGGAGGUGCAACACGGACAAGGACGCCACUAUUCCACGGUAUCUGUUGAAGAAUUGAAACAGCUAAACAAAGCCUUCUGGGCGUCGGUGCCAUGUUACCAGGCCAGUUUGACCUUGACCAAAAUAUCUAUCCUGCUUCAGUAUAGACGUGUCUUCGUCGGUCCUGGUAUUCAACGCAUCAUACUCGGUUUGAUUGGGGUUAUCGUCGUCUAUGGACUGUGGUCUGUAUUCAGUACUGCCUUCAUGUGCUCGCCAGUGGCCUACUUCUGGGAUCACAGCAUUGGUGGUCACUGUCUGAGCCGAAUGGGAGUGUGGUUUUCCAAUGCUGCUCUCAACAUCAUCACGGAUGUCAUCAUAUGCUUCCUUCCUAUUCCGGUUCUCAACAAGCUGCAGCUCCCACGCAAGCAAAAGUACGCCCUGAUGGCGGUCUUCUUACUUGGACUAUUCGUCUGUCUAACCUCCAUCUUGCGACUCAAGUCUCUUUACGAAAUCUCCAUUUCGACUGAUAUCACCUGGGACAAUACCCCGGCGGCAUACUGGUCAUCUCUCGAAGCCAACUUCGGCAUCAUCGCUGCUUGUCUGCCCACUCUCCGCAAAACGAUCACUCGCUUCUUCCCUCGCUUCUUCUCAUCACACUCGCACUCGAGAUCGGAUCAUGCUCGUAGGACGAAACCCAAGUCACGCACCAACAACGAUACUGAUGGCUUUGCGAAAUUCGCCAUUACGUCACACGCCGCCCAAGCAGAUUGGGUGCAAGGCUUGACGACCCAAAAUGGCAAUGCCAAAGACAUAUCACACAAGAUCGAGAUGGACACUCUCAAGAACAAGACGCGCUUGAGUGGAAGUGAUGAUGGUAUAACUAUGGUGGAGCCGGAAGCUGACGAUGGGAGAAUCAGGGUUAUCACUGUGAUAGCGACACAUGAGCUCACACCGACACCAUCAGAGAUGGACUUGCAUGCUGGCACGAGUUCGUCAGGUUGAAGUCCAAAGGAGAGACAUCUCGUGUAAGCCCUAUCUCUCGUUCACGAUGCGGUUAAUCACCGCGUCAGUCAUGUCUCUCUCUUUCAAUGUUGUAUACCCCGCCCACUGUAGCCUUAGUCGUUUACCCUCUUUUUGUAAUGACAUUCGACGAUCC
This is a messenger RNA of Aureobasidium subglaciale EXF-2481, 1530 nucleotides long. RefSeq lists its product as uncharacterized. The transcript is spliced from 3 exons. The record is from RefSeq and is a predicted model, not a curated record. Bases 198 to 1376 code for a protein of 392 amino acids. NCBI's taxonomy places the organism in Eukaryota, Fungi, Ascomycota, Dothideomycetes, Dothideales, Saccotheciaceae.